Molecule: messenger RNA, 1321 nt
Organism: Erigeron canadensis
Lineage: Eukaryota; Viridiplantae; Streptophyta; Magnoliopsida; Asterales; Asteraceae
Product: alcohol dehydrogenase 1
Exons: 10
Coding region: 21-1160 (379 amino acids)
Biological process (GO): formaldehyde catabolic process
Cellular component (GO): cytosol
Molecular function (GO): S-(hydroxymethyl)glutathione dehydrogenase [NAD(P)+] activity; zinc ion binding
Source: RefSeq, a predicted model, not a curated record
AAAAACUAUAACACAACACAAUGUCUUCUGCCGGUCAGGUCAUUCGAUGCAAAGCUGCGGUGGCUCGAGAGGCUGGGAAGCCACUGGUGAUCGAAGAAGUGGAGGUGGCGCCACCACAGAAAAUGGAAGUCCGUUUGAAGAUCCUCUUUACUUCCUUGUGCCACACCGACGUCUACUUUUGGGAAGCUAAGGGACAAAACCCCUUGUUUCCUCGCAUAUUAGGCCACGAAGCUGGAGGAAUCGUCGAGAGCGUGGGUGAGGGUGUGACCGAACUGAAACCAGGGGACAAAGUGCUCCCGGUAUUCACCGGAGAAUGUGGCGAUUGCCGCCAUUGUAAGUCAGAAGAGAGUAAUAUGUGUGAUCUUCUCCGGAUUAAUACUGAUAGGGGGGUCAUGAUAAAUGACGGAAAAUCAAGGUUCUCCAAAGAUGGCCAACCGAUUUACCAUUUUCUUGGGACGUCAACCUUUAGCGAGUACACGGUUGUUCAUUCUGGAUGUGUGGCUAAGAUUAACCCCGAUGCCCCGCUUGACAAAGUCUGUGUUCUUAGCUGCGGAAUUUCCACUGGAAUGGGUGCAACCUUGAAUGUAGCUAAGCCGAAAAAGGGCAUGAGUGUUGCUAUAUUUGGGCUGGGAGCUGUUGGGCUUGCUGCUGCGGAAGGAGCUCGGAUUGCUGGGGCUUCGAGGAUCAUUGGUAUUGAUCUGAACCAGAGCAGGGCCAAGGAAGCAAAGAAGUUUGGUGUUACUGAGUUUGUGAAUCCAAAAGAUCAUGACAAGCCGAUCCAACAGGUCAUUGCUGAGAUGACUGAUGGUGGAGUUGAUAGGAGUGUUGAGUGUACUGGAAAUGUCAAUGCUAUGAUGUCGGCUUUUGAAUGUGUUCAUGAUGGAUGGGGUGUUGCUGUGCUUGUUGGAGUUCCAAAUAAAGAUGAUGAGUUCAAGACUCUUCCGAUAAAUCUGUUGAACGAGAGGACCCUGAAGGGUACUUUCUUUGGCAACUACAAGCCACGUACCGAUAUUCCUGGUGUGGUCGAGAAAUACAUGAAGAAGGAAUUAGAGGUUGAGAAGUUCAUAACUCACGAAGUUGGCUUCUCAGAAAUCAACAAAGCAUUUGACUACAUGCUUAAAGGAGAGAGUCUUCGAUGCAUCAUCCGUAUGGACGCAUAGGUCCUAUUAGUUAAUUGGGGAUAUGGACUGUGUUCCAAAGGGUUUCUAGUGAAUAAAGAGUUUAGGAAUAAAGUUAGAUUCCAUGGGACUUAUAAUCCCAUGGAAGUUCAAACUCUCUGAAUACGAAUAUAUAAUAUAUAAGUUAUAUUUAUAUCAUAUAU